Molecule: messenger RNA, 1017 nt
Organism: Miscanthus lutarioriparius
Lineage: Eukaryota; Viridiplantae; Streptophyta; Magnoliopsida; Poales; Poaceae
Source: the annotation of a GenBank genome assembly
AUGGCUGCGCCCCACUCCACCCCAAGCACGUGGCCAGCGGGCGGCCCGCCCGGCGCGGAUGCAGCACGCGAACCUCGCCAGCGCAGAGCUCGCCCAGCGCGGGGUGCGGCACGCCGCGUGGCCGGCGGGCAGUCCGCCCGGCGCAGAUGCAACACGGACCUCGCCAACGUGGGUGUGGCGUGGCGCGUGGCUGGCGGAACCCUCAUCUUCUGCUCCAUUGCCCCCUUAUUACCUGGAGAAGAUGACGAAUCAGGAAGUGGGAAGAUUGAUGAGUUGGCAACCAUUGUCAGAAAAAUGAGAGAGUCUAUCACUCCUAAGGAUAGAUUCUAUAAGAUGAGAAGAUUUAGUAACUGCUUUCUUGGUAGUGAAGCUGUGGAUUUCAUAUCAGAAGAUCAAUAUUUGGAGAGAGAUGAGAUUCCUGUUAUCCAUGUAGGCAGUGGAAUUUGGAAGGAAGCUGGCAAGAAAAUACUUCUUUCCUCAUGUUCUAGAAUGGAAACCACCUAUAUCGUUUCCUGGAUCAUGAUGGGCAUCAUGGAUGUUGCACCGAAGCCCAUUGCUGAAGUGGCAUCAAGACUGAGGUUAUUAUCCUGUGCCAUUUUUGAAGCUUAUGUAUCAGUGGAUGGUAGACAUGUUGACUACAGAAGCAUCCAAGGUUCUGAGGAAUUUAAAAGAAGAAACUUUUUUGGAGAUUUCAAGUAUGUCAUUGGUGGAUGUGCUUAUUCACUGUCAGCGAUCCAAAAUGGCAUUCUACUUGGCAACCAAAGGCCACCAUACAACAUUGCCAAACCUUUCGGGCAGAAAGACCAAAGAUCCAAGGUGGCCCUUCCAUACCAUGAACCUCUUGUUCACUUUGCUUUAGUAUGUGGCACCAAAUCUGGACCUGCACUUAGGUGUUACUCGCCAGGAGAUAUUGAUAAAGAAUUGAUGGAAGCUGCACGUGAUUUCCUAAGGAAUGGAGGACUGAUUGUUGAUCCUGAAGCCAAAAUUGCAUCUGCAAGCAAGAUCUUGAAAUGGUAA